GCCCGGGUCUGCGGGCAGCCGGUUCAGGGCACUCUUCGGGGGGCCGUUGCGGCCUCCAAAGCCCCGCUCCCUUGGGUGCGUCUGGAAAGGCCGCGGUCAUGGGCUGGGCGGGUUGAUGGUGGCAGCAGCCCCCACCCUAGGCCCCUCUCGCUGGCUGUUGGAAAAGACCCGGUUGGGAGGCUGGGGGUCCUCUGGGCUGCGGAGACGCUGGGGAGGCGUUUUAGGAGGAUGCUUUGUGUUGAGUGACCGGGACGUGGUCUGCCUGUAAAAGGCUGGGAGAGAACAAAAUCUAUUAGCACCCAGUCCUUCUCCAAAGGGACACCCUCUGGAGCUGCAAGCCUCAAGCAAGCGCGCUCACGCCCCCAUCUCUGGGCUCACCUUCGUCCAAGGCCGAGCUGACGAAGAAACUGAAGCUCAGCGAACUGACAUGCCUUAGACAUUUGAAGUGCAACUGUCAGGACUCUAAUGCGGCUGGCUGACAGAUGUUGCAUGCAGCCUGCAAGUUUUAAAUCUAUUUCUGCAAGUUCUGGAGUUCUGAUGGUAUGGCGGUGCGUCUGGUUCCCUCCUCUCCUGCCUUCUGCUCUUCUAGGACAUAGAGGCGUGUCCUCCAUACUACUCAAGGACCAUCUUCCAAGGAGGCAGCUCUUCUUUUAAGAGGGGAGCCAGUUUUUCAGAGUGGUUAAAGUCACACCAUCCUCUAGGAGCCCCCUGCUUCUGGUGCCUCAACAGCGCCCCAGAGUCCUGCGGGCCUAGGUCUAUGGACAGAGGAGUUCCAUACAACAGUGAAGACUCUCAUCGAGGUGCUGGCCAUUGCCUCGCUAGAAGUGGACCAGCCCAGCCAGGCGGGCAUCAUGCUGCAACAGCUCCUCAUCACCCUGCCCGCUGAGGCCAGCACCUGGGUGAAGUUGCACCAUCCAAACAAGGCCGAGGAGGGGGCCCCUCUGUGGGAGGAUGUGACUAAGAUGUUUGAAGGAAAAGCUCUGCUAUCUAAGGAUGCUGAUGAGGCCCAAGGAGAAAGUUUAGAGGGUGAAGUAAUUCCUGGACCUCUAAUAGCAGAACCUGAGGAACUGUUGACCUUCCAGGACAUAUCUGUGGAUUUUACCCAGGAGGAGUGGGGGCAGCUAGCCCCUGCCCACCGGAAUCUGUACCGGGAGGUGAUGCUGGAGAACUACGGGAACCUGGUGUCAGUGGGAUAUCAACUUUCCAAACCUAGUGUGAUUUCCCAGUUGGAGAAAGGAGAAGAGCCAUGGAUGAUGGAGAAAGAAGGCCCGGGAGAUUCCAGUGCAGACUUGAAGAGUAAAACAGAAACAAAUGCAUCAGCUGCAACGAGUGGCAUCUUACAGGAGCAGUUCUAUCAUGAUAUGAUGGAGAGAUUCGUAAAGGAUAAUGUCAUUUACUCCACAUUGAGAGAAAUCUCCAAAUUUGACAAUGAGUUAGAAAGGCACCAGGAGACCCAUGGGAGAGACGUAGGACAAGCCAUCUUGACCCACAACAGGAGAGACCAAGAAAGUAACGAAUUUGAAGACGAUAUUGUGAGUUCAAAUCUUAUUCUAGAACAAAGGCACCAUAAGUGUAACACACCUAAAAAGAGGAACAAAUACAAACUAGGCUUUAUUAAUCAUGCAACAAGUUACAUAAGAACAAAAACCUAUGAAUGUACUAUAUGUGAAAAAAUUUUCAAACAACCCAUUCACCUUACUGAACACAUGAGAAUACAUACUGGUGAGAAGCCUUUCAGAUGUAAGGAAUGUGGAAGGGCUUUUAGUCAAAGUGCAUCCCUUACUACUCACCAGAGGAUCCAUACUGGGGAGAAACCCUUUGAAUGUGAAGAAUGUGGCAAAGCCUUCAGACAUCGCUCCUCUCUCAAUCAGCAUCAUAGAACCCACACUGGGGAGAAACCCUAUGUGUGUGAUAAAUGUCAGAAAGCUUUCAGCCAGAACAUUAGCUUGAUCCAACAUUUGAGAACUCAUUCUGGAGAGAAACCCUUUACGUGCAAUGAAUGUGGGAAAACCUUUCGGCAGAUUAGACACCUUAGUGAACAUAUAAGAAUUCACACUGGGGAGAAGCCCUAUGCGUGCAGUGCAUGUUGCAAGACUUUUAGUCACAGGGCGUACCUAACACAUCACCAGAGGAUCCAUACUGGGGAGAGACCCUACAAAUGUAAGGAAUGUGGCAAGGCCUUUAGGCAGAGGAUACACCUCAGCAACCACAAAACUGUGCAUACUGGUGUGAAAGCAUAUGAAUGCAACCGCUGUGGGAAAGCCUAUAGGCAUGAUUCAUCCUUUAAGAAACAUCAGCGACAUCACACUGGAGAGAAACCUUAUGAGUGUAAUGAAUGUGGAAAAUCUUUCAGCUAUAAUUCAUCACUUAGUCGACACCAUGAAAUACACAGGAGGAACCCCUUCCGAAACAAUGUGUGAGGACAGAUUUUUCAACAUGAAAGCAAAAGCCAAGUCUAAAUUAGGGCUCUUGGGCUUUAAAUUUUAAGCACUCUAAAUUUGAGGAAGUGAUAUAAUCCCAACUUAAAAUUUUGCCCAUUGUGUAAAUAACCAUUGCAUUUAUAAUUACUCUCGCUUAACCCCUAUGAAGUACUUAAUAAAAAAUAAAGGAUGGUUCAUCACAUUAAAUUCAACAAUGUGAAAAAUUCAC
Messenger RNA from Talpa occidentalis (Iberian mole), 2649 nucleotides. RefSeq names its product ZFP69 zinc finger protein (gene ZFP69). The coding region runs from base 852 to 2420 and encodes 522 amino acids. The transcript is spliced from 7 exons. Gene Ontology annotation, biological process: regulation of cytokine production; negative regulation of transcription by RNA polymerase II; regulation of immune system process. The record is from RefSeq and is a predicted model, not a curated record. NCBI's taxonomy places the organism in Eukaryota, Metazoa, Chordata, Mammalia, Eulipotyphla, Talpidae.